UAGCAACAUUAAACUCGCUGGUUUCAACUUCCGUUAAACACAUUCACGGGAAAUUCUUUAAUCGUUAAAAGGAAAUCCAGUUAUCUGGAAAAGAAAUAAAAUGCUAAGUGGAUAACACCAGCCAAAUGCGGUGGAAUUUUAACCGUUAAACGGUCUACUUGAAAAUGGCGGGAAUCUGUUUACCCAACCCAACAUUGAGUUUCCGGCGAGUUAAUGGAAUCAGAUGCUGUUUAGGUGCACCAGGUAAUGAAAAAUGGAACAGAACUCAAACUAAAACUAAAGCUCCACAAUAUUUGCAAUUAGCAGUAAGUGGAAUCACUGAGCUGCUAAGGCUCUUCUCCUUCUCUACCAAAGACAGGGUAAGCUUUGAAGAGAGUGAUGAUAUAUCUGUUUAUAGUGUUGAUGAUGUUGUAAUGAUACUUAAGGCUGAUUAUGAGAAUGCUUAUUUUGUUACAGGGGGUUUCACGUCUGCUAUUUAUGAUAAAGAUUGUAUCUUUGAAGAUCCUACUAUUAGAUUCCGAGGUACUGAAUUGUAUUCGCGAAACUUGAAACUGCUAGUUCCAUUCUUUGAAUCCCCAUCCAUUGGAUUAGAAAAUAUGGAGAAGAUAUGCACCCAAAAGCAGGUGCUCAGCUUGAGCCACUCCUUGAGAGCUAGAUUCAUAUUUUGCCGUCCAAUCAAGGGUGUCAAUACCGAGUCUAAUUUCUUGCUGGCGACGUGGAAGCUAAGAACUUACCUGAAAUUUCCGUGGAGACCCUUCAUUUCAAUUGAUGGAAGCACAAUUUAUGAAUUAAAUGAUAAGUUUAAAGUUGUUCGGCAUGCUGAGAGCUGGAAUGUUUCAGCACUCGAAGCGAUCGGCCAGAUAUUUACUCCUAGCUUUUGGAGAGCAGGUGAUUGAAUUUAAGCAAUCUCUAGAACUCUGAAUCUGCUGGAAAGUUCAUGUACUAGAGAUUCUUGAAAUGAUGAGCAUGCAUAAAAUUCAUUUAGUUACUAGGAUUGCAAGGGAAGUAUCGGCUUUAUAGACAUUCUAAAGUUUGUACACCUCAUUGCUUGCACAAAGGCUGCUGUACGCAAGCUUAUGCUUGACAGAUGUAAAAAGAAGCUACAAGACUGAAAUAUAGUUACUUUCUUUGUUGACCAAAAUACAAAAAAGAAAUUAAUGUUAAUUAUAGUUUUGUCUUACAGAAUAA
Messenger RNA from Ricinus communis (castor bean), 1188 nucleotides. RefSeq lists its product as uncharacterized. The record is from RefSeq and is a predicted model, not a curated record. The transcript has 9 exons. Lineage: Eukaryota; Viridiplantae; Streptophyta; Magnoliopsida; Malpighiales; Euphorbiaceae. The coding region runs from base 165 to 896 and encodes 243 amino acids.